This is a messenger RNA of Calypte anna (Anna's hummingbird), 2223 nucleotides long. RefSeq names its product protein phosphatase with EF-hand domain 2 (gene PPEF2). Gene Ontology annotation, biological process: negative regulation of MAPK cascade; detection of stimulus involved in sensory perception. Gene Ontology annotation, cellular component: cytosol; nucleus. The record is from RefSeq and is a predicted model, not a curated record. Lineage: Eukaryota; Metazoa; Chordata; Aves; Apodiformes; Trochilidae. Gene Ontology annotation, molecular function: calcium ion binding; protein serine/threonine phosphatase activity; iron ion binding.
AUGGGAUCUGGGAGUUCUGUAAAUGCCAACUACAAGGACUCCCUGCAGAAGUCUGAAAAUGCUUUCAAGGCAGCUGUAUUGAUCCAGUGCUGGUACCGCCGCUACGUCGCUCGGCUGGAAAUGCGCCGGCGCUGCACCUGGAGGAUCUUCCAGUCCAUCGAGUAUGCCUGUGAGCAGGACCAGAUCAAGCUUCACAACUUCUUCAGUUACCUCAUGGACCACUUCACGCCGAGCAGCAAUAAAGAGAGGGAUUUUAUCAGUCGAAUGUUUGUAACUGGGGAAAGCUUCAAAGAGGCAGAGCUGGAAAAAUACUGUGACUAUGAAUCCAUCAAGGUGCCAGAUUCCUACACUGGGCCCCAUCUCUCUUUCCCACUCCUUCCUGACCAUGCCACUGCCUUGCUGGAAGCUUUCAAACAGAAAAAACAGCUCCACGCUCGCUAUGUCUUAAACCUCCUGAAUGAGACCAGGAAGCACCUCAAGCAGCUGCCAAACAUCACCCAUGUCUCCACCUGCUAUAGUGAGGAGGUCACUGUGUGUGGGGACUUGCACGGCCAGCUGGAUGACUUGUUCCUCAUAUUUUAUAAGAAUGGCCUUCCCUCCCCUUCCAAAUCUUACGUGUUCAACGGGGACUUUGUUGACAGAGGCAAACAGUCCCUGGAGAUCCUCAUCAUCCUCUUUGCCUUCCUCUUGAUCUAUCCAAAGGAGGUUCACCUCAACCGUGGGAACCACGAGGACCAGAUGGUCAACUUACGGUAGGGUUCUGCAGGGCUGAUGGCUGUGGCAAGGGUGUUGCUGCACACCCCCACUCAAUCUUUCUCCUCUUCCUUUAGCUAUGGUUUCACCAAGGAAGUAAUGCAGAAAUACAAGGUGCACGGGAAGAAAAUCUUGAAGAUGAUUCAUAAUGUCUUCUGCUGGCUGCCUCUGGCCACCCUGAUUGAUCAGAAAGUCCUCAUUAUACAUGGGGGCAUCUCUGACACCACUGACCUGGACAUGCUUGAGAAGAUUAAAAGGAACAAAUUUAUGUCUGUAUUAAGAGGAAAGGAAAGAAAGGAAUCGAGUAGAAAUGUUGAAGUACAGGAAAUAAUUGAGAAGAGCAAAGCAGAGGCUGAUCCUCCAGCAGCAAACAAGGCAGAGCCCAGCCUACCUGUGCAGCCCCAGCCAGCUGAGGCUCCCAGCAUGGCCAAGAAGCUGGAGCUGUCCAGGUGGGUCCGUCAGACGGUGCAGGAGCAGAUGGAACGGUGCCGGCGGGUGGUGGACAUCAGUGAGUCUGAGGAGGAUGAGCCCACCUGUGCCAGCAUGGUGUCCCUGGCAGAUGGGGACAGGCCACGUUGGACUCACCAGGAGGAGGGGAAGCAGAUUUUAGACAUUCUCUGGAGUGACCCCAUGCCUCAGGAGGGCUGCAGAGUGAAUACUGUACGAGGUGGUGGCUGCUACUUUGGGCCUGAUGUGACAGGGAAGAUCCUUGAGAAGUACAACCUGCAGUUCCUCAUCCGCUCCCACGAGUGCAAGCAAGAGGGCUACGAGUUCUGUCACAACAGGAAGGUGCUGACCAUAUUUUCAGCCUCAAACUACUAUGAGAUUGGCAGCAACAGGGGAGCCUAUGUGAAGCUGGGACCAGACCUUGUCCCCCAUUUUGUUCAGUACCAAGCAAACAAGACAGCCCACACUCUCACUAUGACCCAAAGAAUCAGCAGAGUGGAGGAGUCAGCCUUCCGAGCCUUGCGGGAAAAGCUCUUUGCUCACACGUCAGCCCUCAUCAGCGCCUUCAAGGCCUGUGAUAAGGACAACACAGGAAGGAUCACACUGAGCAACUGGGCAAUGGCAGUGGAGUCAGUCCUGCACCUGGGGCUGCCCUGGCGGAUGCUGAGGCCGCAGCUGGUGCGCAGCACAGAGGAGGGGAUGCUGGAGUACAAGUCCUGGCUCGAGGACUUGGCCAUGGAGCAGAGGAGCCAAGAGCACAUCCAGUCGAGCUUGCUGGAAGUCAUUUAUCGAAACAGAUCCAACCUGGAGACCAUCUUCAGGAUCAUAGACAGAGAUCAUUCAGGUCUGAUCUCGUUUGAAGAAUUCCACCAAACCUGGAAGUUGUUCAGCUCCCACAUGAACAGUGAGCUGAGGGAGGAUGGCAUCAACGACUUGGUUCGCAGCAUUGAUUUCAAUAAGGAUGGAAACAUUGACUUCAACGAGUUCCUGGAGGCCUUCCGCCUCGUCAAGCAGUCACAGUAG